This is a messenger RNA of Otolemur garnettii (small-eared galago), 5980 nucleotides long. It is a transcript of the gene WWC3, whose product is annotated as WWC family member 3. The transcript has 23 exons. Gene Ontology annotation, molecular function: molecular adaptor activity; kinase binding. NCBI's taxonomy places the organism in Eukaryota, Metazoa, Chordata, Mammalia, Primates, Galagidae. Gene Ontology annotation, cellular component: cytoplasm. Gene Ontology annotation, biological process: negative regulation of organ growth; regulation of hippo signaling; regulation of DNA-templated transcription. The record is from RefSeq and is a predicted model, not a curated record. Bases 198 to 3434 code for a protein of 1078 amino acids.
UGCCGCUGCCCGCUGGCUGGGAGGAGGCGCGCGACUACGAUGGCCGCGUCUUCUACAUCGACCACAACACGCGUCAGACUUCUUGGAUCGACCCUCGCGACCGGAUAACAAAGCCAUUGACCUUUGCCGAUUGUGUUGGGGACGAGCUUCCUUUAGGAUGGGAAACUGUGUAUGAUAAACAAAUUGGAAUUUAUUACAUGGACCACAUAAAUAAGCUUACCCAGAUUGAGGAUCCCCGAGAACAGUGGCGGCGAGAGCAGGAACGCAUGUUGAAGGAAUAUUUAAUUGUAGCCCAAGAAGCUCUCAAUGCCAAGAAAGAAAUCUACCAGAUUAAACAGCAGCGGUUCGAGCUGGCUCAAGAGGAAUACCAGCAGCUGCACAAAAUGUGUGAGGACGACAGCCGGUCCUACGCCAGCUCAUUCUCUGGAUAUUCAACAAAUACAAAGUACGACCCACACCAAAUUAAAGCAGAAAUAGCAAGUCGUCGGGAUAGGCUUUCCAGAUUAAAACGAGAGCUGACCCAGAUGAAGCAGGAACUGCAGCACAAAGAAAAGGGGGUGGAGACCCUGCAAGAGAUUGAUCGGAAGAUGUCGAGUGCUCACACCAGCUACAAACUGGAUGAGGCGCAGGCUAUCAUGACAGAGCUCCGGACCAUCAAGAAAGCCAUUUGUACAGGCGAGAAGGAGAGGCGGGACCUGAUGCAGAGCCUGGUCCAGCUGACUGAUGGCUUUAAGAACAGCUGCUCCAUUACCGACUCUCCUCAAGAUUUCCCACGUGAUCCAGGUGCACUUGGCCAUUCUGGUUUACCUCAGCAGUUCUGUGACGCUGGCUCUCAGACAGAGCUUGUCUUUGAUGAUAAAACAAGACUGGUAGACCGAGUUAGACUUAACUGGCAGUAUGAGGAAGCCAGAAAGAGAGUUUCGAACAUCCAGCAGCAGCUGGCCCAGCUUGAAAACGAGUCCUGGCCCGGCAUGGCGGAGGCCGACAGGGACCGGCUGCAGCUCAUCAAAGAGAAGGAAGCCCUGCUCCAAGACCUGCAGCUCAUCAUCCAGCAGCGGCGCUCGGCGGAGGACGUGGGCCGCCUGGAGCAGGAGCGCAGGCGGCUAGAGGACGAGCUACAGCGCGCACGGGCCACAUCUGCGCAGGGCGCUACGGAGAGGAUUCUCCUUCAGGAAAAAAGAAAUUGUCUGCUUAUGCAGCUAGAAGAAGCCACCCGCUUAGCAUCCUAUCUCCAGUCCCAGUUGAAAAGCCUGUCUGCCAGCACCCUGACGAUGUCCUCUGGGAGUAGCCGUGGGUCCCUGGCCUCCAGCCGAGGUUCACUUGCCUCCAGCCGCGGUUCCCUGAGUUCCAUCAGCUUCACCGACAUCUACGGCCUCCCACAGUACGAGAAGGCCGACGCUGAGUGCGGCCAGGUCCUGCGCUUCGACCUCAUCCCCUUCGACUACCUGGGACGGGAUGCCCCCUUCCCAGACCCCCCGAGCCACUCUGGCCUCCACAAGCAAAGGCGGUCCUUGGACACACCCCAGUCCCUGGCAUCGCUAUCCUCCCGCUCAUCCCUGUCCUCUUUGUCGCCCCCAAGCUCACCCUUGGACACACCUUUCCUCCCGGCCUCCCGGGACUCGCCUCUGGCGCAGUUGACGGAUGGUUUUGAGGUGCCAGGCCUGGGUACCCUGGACAGACUGCGGGCUCAGGCCUCUGCUUUGGGGGACGAAGAUUUGCAGGCCACGGUGUCCCUUCAGCCUCGCGGAUUCCCUGGGGAUGGGGAAGGACCACACGAACGAGGACCCCAAUUGGCCGGGGCUCCCAUGGGUGGACCAGUGACUCUUCGAGAAGAUGGUGCCAAGAGGCUGGAGAGAAGAGCGCGCCGCAUCUCUGCAUGUCUGUCAGAUUAUUCACUGGCAAGCGACAGCGGGGUAUUUGAACCCCUAACCAAAAGGAGUGAAGAUGCGGAGGAAUGUGCCUACGGGGACACGUGCAGUAGUGAAGACCCCCAGAUCCAUGUGGGCAUUUUGCAUGACAGUGUCAGCGAGUGUCUCCUGGUGCACGUGCUGCAGCUGAAGAACCCCGCAGGGCUGGCGGUGAAGGAAGACUGCAAAGUCCACGUCCGUGUUUAUCUGUCCCCGCUGGACUCUGGCACGCCCAACACCUACUGCUCCAAAGCUCUGGAAUUCCAAGCUCCACUGGUGUGUAAUGAGGUUUUCAGAAUCCCUGUGCAGCCCAGCAUGCUGGUGUUGAAGUCACUCCAGUUGUACGUGUGUUCGGUGAGCCUGCAGCUGCAGGAGGAGCUGCUGGGCAUUGCUCAGAUUAACUUGGCUGAUUACGACAGUUCCGGCGACAUGCAGCUGCGCUGGCACCCUGUCCAGGUCUUCACCAGCCCAGAGCCCCCACGGACCAGGGAGGAGAGCUCGGCCGAGGACCCUGCCUCUGGCAAGACGGACGCGGUGACAGCACUGCUGGCUAGGACCACAGCCCAGCUGCAGGCGGUAGAGAGGGAGCUGGCCAAGGAGCGAGUGAGGCUGGAGUGCGCUGAGGAAGAAAGCCUGGAGAUGGAGCAGAAGGAAGAGCGGGCUGAGGCCGUGUCAGAGCGGAGUUGGCAGGCGGACUCGGUGGAUAGUGGCUGUAGCAACUGCACCCAGACCAGCCCCCCAUGCCCAGAGCCCUGUUGUGUUGGUGUCGAUGCCAUCCUGGGACAUGCCUUUGCUGGCCAGGCAGAUCCUUACAACCCUGAGAAACGUCAGCCCUUGCCCCUUAAGGUUGAUAAGGAAACCAACACAGAAGAUCUCUUCCCAGAAGCAGCUGCGGGUGCUUUGCAGGAGCGGCCCAGCCGCCGGGCCCGAGGGUCCCCUUUUGUUCGCAGUAGUACUAUUGUCCGAUCUCAGACCUUCUCGCCUGGAGCACGAAGCCAGUAUGUUUGCAGACUUUAUCGUAGUGACAGUGACAGUUCAACACUGCCCCGGAAGUCCCCCUUUGUCCGAAAUACUUUGGAAAGACGAACCCUUCGCUACAAGCAGUCCUGCAGGUCUUCCCUGGCAGAGCUCAUGGCCCGCACCUCCCUGGACCUGGAGCUGGAUCUCCAGGCGUCGAGAACACGGCAGAGGCAGCUGAACGAGGAGCUGUGUGCCCUGCGUGAGCUGAGGCAGCGCUUGGAAGAUGCCCAGCUGCGAGGCCAGACUGACCUCCCGCACUGGGUGCUGCGGGAUGAGCGUUUCCGCAGCCUGCUGAAGGAGGCUGAGAGGCAGACACGACAAACCAAACUUGACUACCAUCAGGAACAGGCCGCUGAGAAGAUGUUGAAGAAGGCCUCUAAAGAGAUCUUCCAGCUUCGAGGGCAGAACAGCAAAGAGCCCAUCCAAGUGCAGACCUUCAGGGAGAAGAUAGCAUUUUUUACAAGACCAAGGAUUAACAUACCUCCUCUCCCAGCUGAUGACGUUUGAUAUCAUGCAUUGUGCACAUGAAAUAUUUAUCUGCCUCUUUAUUUUCAUGAAGUUCUUAGACUAGCUAAAUUUGUCCUUAAAAUAUUUGUGCAAAGCUAUCCUUCUAGAAGGCUUGUAAAAAAAAAAAACCCACAUAUAUCUAUACAUAUAUAUUUUAUAAUAGUGACGGCAACAGGGCUUGGUUUUUCCUUGUUGUGAAAUUGACAUCUCCGAAGACAGGUUAUUUUAUAAAAGAUCAACUAUCAUGUUAAGAAUGUACAGUUUUUACGCUGUUUUAUUUGACUUAAAGGCUGGAAGACAGAAACGAAGUGAGUUCAGGCAAAUUCACUGUAUUGUAAUUUAUUUAUAGUACUUUUUUUUCCUUGAAGGAAAAUACUGACUUUAAGAUUUAUUUUGAGACUGAAAUUUUGUUCUUCAGUAUUUGUCAUGCAGUAGAAUGGAGCUUGGGGCCGGUUUUGUUUUUGACACCUGAAAUGCAAACACUAUGUGCUAAAUUUGUCACUUGUAUCAGUUUCUCAUAUGUGCAUUUACCAAGUAUAUUGUACACAUUCGCUCUCUUCGUGUUAUGUUAAAAUGUCACCUGCAGGAGUUCAGUUGUAAUUCACAAACGUGUAUGCAUUGCAGAGGUCAGUCUCUGAUGUGGACUGACACUGACCGCUCCUCAGUUCUAUGUUGUCUUCUGAUGCAUCUUUCUGUGCCCCCAUGGGUCUGAAGCAGGCGACAGAGCCUCCGUGUCCUGGGCUUCAGCCUGCCUGUCCACGGUGGCUAUCCACGCUGCCCAUUCUCUGAGCACGCUCAGCCUGCUUCCCAUCCAACCUGUCUGACUGUAACUGACCAGGAGGGUGGUGGGAACUCCUGCCAUGCCACUGUGUCAUGAAGGAAAGUGAAAAGGGAACUGGUAAUGCCCAUUUUCAGUGACUCUGUGGGUGAAUGUAGCAGUUAUGUCAUAGACAUGAUCACCUUUGAAGGUGCUUUUUUGGGGGGAGGGAAGGAUGUGGGUAACUGGAGUUACCCAGUGAGUGAUUACAGGAGUGCAUUUGAUUAAAAUGAGAAUGGCCCCCGUGCUGCAGUCUAUCCAAUGUUCCUCAAGUAAUCUGAGAACUAGCUCAUGAGGAAAAAACCUUUUAAUGUAAUACAAAUGUGCCAUUAUUCUUUUAAAUGCCAAAUGAUAUAAAUAUUUUGCCUAAUAUGUAUUUAUUACACAUGAAAUGCACUCUCUUUUAUGAAACCUUAGAAGAGUGAAUGAGCUGAGUCACAGAAAAUGUCAAACAAAACAGAAUUCUCUCUUCCUAGGUCUUUCUCCCUUGGAAAUGUCCCUUUUAAUCAGGUUUUUCCUCUCUCCCAUCAAUCUGUAACCUUCUCCUUAUAUAACCCACUUUCCUUUUUACAUUUAUUAAAAGUGAAUUUUGUAAAAGCAUUUCAUUAACAUGCGACCUAUCACAGACAAUGGAAUUUGUCAGUGGUGGUAAGACUGAAAACUUUAUGCUUUUUACAAUUGUCUCUUGCUAUGUAUUUCUGCCUCUAGUCUUGCUUUUUUUUGCUUUUGUUUUUUUUUGGCCAAUUCCUUUUUAUAUGUGCCACCACAGAGGUAGAUGGACAGCCACAAAGUAUCCAUGGGUUCUUGCUAGCACUGCUGAGCAGGCCUCUGGGACCCAAGCUGUUCAAACUUUCAACUCCAGCCAAGACCCGGCGUCUCUGCACUCCAAGGUGCGCAGGGUGCCAAUGGUUUCUGCCUUGGGCUCAGGGCUCCUCAGCGCAGGGCAAGCCCCUUCAAGUAGCAGUGUGGGGGAAACCCACUGUGCCAGAACAGAAAGCCCCAUACAAGUGUUUUCAAAUCAGUUUCACUUGCCAGUUUAUGCAGAUUUCUGUUUGGAGUGUCCCCUUCUUACCUCAUCAAGGUUUUUCUAAAAGAAUCCCAUUGCUGCUGUGCAAGAAGCAAAUACAGCCCUGCUUUGGGGUUGGUCCGGAGAGCAGUGGUGUUUGCCACCUUUCCCCACUGCCCAUGUCUGCUUCUGCAUUUGGACAUGGCCCUGGCAAGGAAAGGAAGUCAAGACCCAUCGGAGCGAGAGAGCAGGCUGUUCUGUACAGGCGCACGGUGGAGCACUCCCAUUCUGCGCCUCAUUCAAGACAGGGUUCUGCAGCUAAUGCCUAGUUAAGACUGCCACUCUCGGGAAUAUCCCACAGGCUAGAAAAGUGAACUCCCAUCGGCUUAAGGGGUAUUUUCAUCUGAUGUCGAAAUUUGGCCAUCCACUGGACCUGGUAAUAAAAUUCUGCCAGGCUUUAUGGGCUGUUCUGGUCCCGAAACAAUUAGGAUUCUGCCACCAGGGUUCUUUAGUGCUGCAUGUAAAAGGGUAUUUGGCUUUUGCUUCAUCUAAUCACUGAAUUGUCAGGCUUUGGUUGAUAAUUACAGAAAUAAGUAACUUUCUGUUGUGGGAAUAAGUUAUAAUCAGCAUUCAUCUCUUUGUUUUUGUCACUGUUCUCUUUGAUCAUGUCAUUCGUAUUGUUUGAAAAUAUUUCUUCUAUAAAAUUAAACUAAUUUGCCUUAA